This is a messenger RNA of Dendroctonus ponderosae (mountain pine beetle), 1963 nucleotides long. RefSeq lists its product as uncharacterized. Gene Ontology annotation, biological process: maturation of SSU-rRNA from tricistronic rRNA transcript (SSU-rRNA, 5.8S rRNA, LSU-rRNA). Gene Ontology annotation, molecular function: snoRNA binding; protein binding. The record is from RefSeq and is a predicted model, not a curated record. Lineage: Eukaryota; Metazoa; Arthropoda; Insecta; Coleoptera; Curculionidae. Gene Ontology annotation, cellular component: Pwp2p-containing subcomplex of 90S preribosome; small-subunit processome.
GCCCCCUUUGAGUAGAUUCUUUCGCAAUGAGCCUCCCUUUGCACAUUUCGGGCCCCAUAUCUAUUGACCUGUUGGACGAGCAUGUGGAGUGUCUAGUCGACCACCGAAUUCUCACCGAGAAAGAGGCCAGAAAUGUGGUUACGACCAUCCGCUACAAUGACGAGUCGGUUUUAUCGGACAGGUCCUCGCAGACAUACCGGCGGGCCAUUCAGUUCGAGUCCGGGUUAAUUAGCCAGAUUUCGCGACGCAGACAGUCCAGUAACUUGGCCCUUGAGGGCGCCUUGCUAGCUGCAGAGUCCUACUUCAAGUGUCGAGUGGGCGAGUUUUACAUGAACCUCCUAAGCUCCAGCCCGGACGAUGCUGAUCUGCGCUCUGAGUGCAUCCAGUUCUUCACCUAUUUCCAGCACGAAGUGGAAAUGUUCAAGCGAAUACUGCCGGCGUUCAAUAAAGCGUCAGUUGAGAAAACGCAAAGCGCGCCUGAGGUCGUGCGAGUAGCCGCUGCAUGGCACAGUAUGAAUGGUAGCCCGGUUCAGACUAGGGCCGUUCUUUUCAAAGGCGCCACCCAAAAUCCCAAAAACGUUUCCCUUUAUCUGGACAUUCUGAAGUUCGAGCUGGACAGCAACUGCCACAGUAGCAAAAUAACGUAUCUGAAAGAGUGCGUCAACUUGAUGAUCAAGCACGUCUCGAACCGGUUCAUGCAGGAAACCAUCAUAUUGCUGGACAAAAGUGAGGUGGAAGAAGCCGCCAAGUACGCAGUGGACAAGUAUGAGGAACACUUCAAAGACCACGUGGAGACGUGGCUGUUUCUGUCCUCGAGGGAGUUGAAAGGCAACUUUAAAACGCACGGGGCGCGGGACAAGUACAGCGCCAAUUUGGCUGCCGUGAAGCGAGUAGUGGCGAAAUUCAAGGAAGGCAUUGCAAAACUACCAGCCAAAAGCGAACCAGAGCUUUGGCAGGCCUAUUUGGCUUUUAUGGUGCUUCAGAAGAACAAAAGCCCCGAACCGGAAAUCAUUAAGCUGGCCAGGAACGCUUUUGAGGAUGCAUACAAAACAAAAGGCGUCGAGUUGACGGAGCAUCACUAUGCCGCUUGGGUGGAUUGCUACGAGGACAAAAACGAGUUUCAGCCUUACCGAUUUCAGUAUGCUGUGAAUAAAGAUCCGACAUCCGAGCUGCUUUGGUGCCUCUAUCUUUCCAGCGUCCUGCAAGUGCCCAACAACAUCGAUAAGGCUCAUGAGCUGUUACGCGAAGCCACCAAAGCAGUGGGUCCCGAUGCGAUCAGGCUUUUCGAUCUCUUCAUCAAGGCCUGCAUGUUGAACUCCAAAAACCGGACAGUGGCGGUAUUUCAAGAGGCCUUGAGCCACUCCGACAUUACUGCCUCCCACUUCAAGCCGGCUUACUUUACGUACACGCUGGUGUCGUUCGGCCUGCAACCGGCCCGUGAUUGCUACAAUACGAUCAGUAAAACGCGUCCUUACAGCAAACAGCUGCACAAAGAUAUGCUGGAAGCGGAAAGAUUGCGACAGUUGUGUGAUGGCAAACCCUCAAGUCGAAUCCCUGAGAUUUUGAAGCUCUGGACCGAUCAGCUUGGCCAUUGCGACUUGGAGGUCUAUCGCGUGCACAUGGAGUGGGUGCUAGAGAAAGCCAAAAUAAACGCGGAUGAUCAGCAGGAGUUGAAUGGGCAGUACAGUACCAUCCAGGAAGAGUUAUUGAACUCGCUCUCAGAAAUCUAUAGCGCGGCGCGGGAAAAGUUGGGAUCACACGAUCAAACGUUGCUGGAUGAGCUGGGACGAAUCUACGAAGAAGUGCGGGCUAAAGUGUUGGAGCCCUAAGUUGCUUAGGUUGUUUGGAAAGUAUCAGCGGACAUGGUUUCGAUUGUCAAAUGAGUGUUCUACAAUUUGUGGAUUUUUGAACCAUCGGUACAUGUAAAUAUUUGGAGGGAGAAUAAAAAUACGUUUAAACUUUA